AUGCCAAUGAAUGUCCUCCCAGAGAAUAUUCCGGGCAUCCUGUCCGGGGGGGAGGUGUUGAAGAGGGCGUUGCACAAUAAAACAAACACCCCAUCAAGGGAGGAGUCUGUCAUAGAAGAGGAAGAAGAGGAAGAAAACGAUGAUGUAGAGCAGGAUAAUCAACAAAAUAAUGGUACUCAUCCAGAACACGUUACGAAAAGUGCGCCAAUUGACGGUAGCUACACGGUAGAUGGUGAAGAAAAUCGGGACGCUCAUUCACAGGAUGAGGCGACGUUAAAGAAUCUUUCCUUCCAAGGCAUACCAAACUCCGUCUUGAGAAGAAGAACGACACAGUUUGAUAAACCAGCGUCUGCCCCCACUACACCCACCUUAUUCAAGAAGGGAUUCCAUGUUGGCGAUACUGCCGCAAACAAGGUUGUACCUCAGCAUAUCGAGACCGAGUCACCAAGGGCAAGCAUCGAGGGCCACCCGAGAUUAGACCCUGCUGAAUUUGAUCCCAGAGUUCUACGGAGUAGAAAUACAGCACCAUUACCUUCGGGUAGGUGGCGGAGACCAUCCUUUUUAGGCACGCCCGCAAGCUCGCGCCGUUCACCCUCGCAGUCGCAAUUGCUGUUUGGUGGGUGGACCAAAGAAUUUGGGAAUCAAUUCCGAAAGAUCUCGCUGAAGUCAAAGGUGAAAUUUGGGAAGGGGAAGAGUGUGGCUGGGAGAGACGAAAACUCGCCGGAGUAUUACGAACAGGAAUUACACGAUUCGCAUAUCAAGGAUAUGGCCUCGGAUUUGGUAAACAUUCUUCUAUCGGGGACACCAGCGGCGCUUUUUGCAGGCUCGCAAUUUCUGAGGGAUAAUAAUGGCCACAGACGGGCGCCCAUCUUGCUACCAAUGUUGUACGUUAAACUGAGUCCCGUGGCAAAUAUCAACGCUUUACUGAAUGCAGAACCACAGGAAAAUGAUGAAUUCAGCCUGACAAGGGUGUCUACUGCAAGAAGUGUUCACAGUAUCAAAUCCAACUCAAGCGCGCUGAGCAAAAUCAGACACCAUCAAUUUCGCAGCAAGCUGUUGUUUGAGAUUACCUUGGAGUAUGGGGUCGGGGAAUUUAACUACAGGUGGACAGUAUGCAAAACGUACGGGGAAAUAGAACAACUGCAUCAUAGAAUGAAAUUGUUGGUAUACCAGAAAGAUGCACUUAAUAUUUUGUCAAUCGACAACAGCAGUCACUCCAAGUUGAUUCUACCGCAGUUCCCCAAAAAAAGAACAAAUGAGGAUGGGGCUGGGGCUGGGAACCACUCCGGGCGGAGGAACUCUACUGUUUCUGCCUCGUCAAGUGAAUUGAGCACCCAUUUCACCCUUAAGAACACCAAGAUGAAGCAACUACAGGACUUGAUCGACGCCCCUGACGAUCGAACUCAACCACUGCAUAUUCGUCUUGAAAAAUAUUUGCGGCUUCUAAACGCAGCCUUGUCCUUGCGUCCACAUGCGAACCGUUUAUUUGAGUUUUACGAGUUCUCAAUCUUGGGUUACUACCUAUCGUACGAAACUGGCUACAAGGGGAAGGAGGGCCAUUUGGUCAUCAGAUCGAGUGCUAAGGCACAAGGCUGGAACGUCUCACACUUUAGAAGAAACGAUUUGAGAGCAAUGAUCUCAAGACACACACCCAAGUGGUUCCUUGUGAGAGACUCGUACCUCACGUACGUAUCCGAUAUUGCAUCGAACACCCCACUGGACGUCUUCAUGGUGGACUCCUUUUUUGAACUGAGCCAUUCUGGGCACGACAAAAGUAAUCCACAUACUAAACACCCUGACUAUGGUGGAGACAAUGACCAAAACUUUGAGGAUUCGAACGCCUUUUCUACGAAACUAUUCAUCAAUAUAAAGAAUGGAGAAAGGAAAAUGAGACUUAUUUGUAAAAGCGAGUUUCAAAUGAAGCAAUGGGUGAAAUCAUUAGACUACAUGUUAAAGUCCUCGGUUUGGGCGGGCCCUAAACGAUUUGACAGCUUUGCACCGAUAAGAAAGAACGUUUUCGCUAAAUACCUGGUUGACGGGAGAGACUAUUUUUGGUCACUAAGCGAAAUGUUGUUACUGGCUGAAGAUACUAUUUUUAUUCAUGAUUGGUGGCUUUCUCCGGAACUGUAUAUGAGACGGCCUGUGGAUGGUAAUCAGGAAUAUCGAAUUGACAGAAUCUUGAAAAAAAAGGCAGAAGAGGGAGUAAAAAUCUUCAUCAUCAUCUAUAGAAAUGUUGCUAAUACGGUCGGUACGGAUAGUUUGUGGACAAAACACUCCUUUUUAGGCUUACACAAAAAUAUUCACCUGAUUAGAUCACCUAACCAGUGGCUCCAGAACACAUAUUUUUGGGCACAUCACGAGAAGUUUACAGUGAUCGACAACACUGUUGCAUUUAUGGGGGGCAUUGAUCUUUGCUUUGGACGUUACGAUACCCCUGAUCAUGUUCUAAGGGACGAUUACGAAGAUAUAAGAGAUCAGGUUUUCCCAGGAAAGGAUUAUUCUAACGCUCGGGUGUGUGAUUUCUUUGAACUAAACAAACCGUUCGAAUCAAUGUACGACCGCAAUGUGCUCCCAAGAAUGCCGUGGCAUGAUGUACACAUGAUGAUGAUUGGGGAUCCAGGCAGAGAUUUGGCUCGUCAUUUUGUUCAAAGGUGGAACUACUUGCUAAGGGAGAAAAGACCCAGCAGGGCGACACCGCUGUUGCUUCCACCAGUGGAUUUCACUAAAGAAGAGCUAUGUAAUUCUGAUCUGUUCAAACGCUUGAAACCACGUUCAACCUGCGAAAUCCAGAUAUUGCGGAGCGCUGGCGAUUGGUCACUUGGCUUGAAACAAACUGAAAAGUCGAUUCAGAACGCAUACCUCAAAUUAAUCUCCGAGAGUCAACACUACAUAUACAUUGAAAACCAAUUUUUUAUCACCACAUCCAAUUGGGAUGGAAUAGUGGUUGAGAAUAAGAUCGGAGACGCAAUAGUUGACAGAAUCAUCAGAGCAGAUACCGAAGGAACGAAUUGGAAGGCAUUCGUGUUGAUGCCAUUAAUGCCAGGGUUUAAUCUUCCUGUGGAUGAACCAGGGGCAUCUAGUAUGAGAUCUAUCAUGCAAUUCCAAUAUCAAAGUAUCUCUAGAGGAGAUUCAUCAAUAUUCAGUAGAUUGAAAAAACUGGGUAUAAAUCCGCUAAAGUACAUCCAAUUCUUCUCUCUCAGAAAGUGGUCGACGAUUGGUCCGCAAGACAAGUUAGUGACUGAGCAGCUCUACGUCCACGCCAAACUUCUAAUCGCAGAUGACAGAAAUUGUAUCAUUGGUAGUGCCAACAUCAAUGAAAGAUCGCAGUUAGGUAAUAGAGAUAGUGAGGUUGCAGCUAUCAUCCGCGAUACGGAUAUGGUUAGGUCUAGGAUGGACAAUAAACCGUACUUAGCAGGAAGGUUUGCUUUUGAAUUAAGACAGAAACUGAUGCGAGAGCAUUUGGGCUGUGACGUUGAUAUGGUAGAACUUAUCGAGAGGAAAUUCAAUAAGUUAACGGUAACUGCAACGCGGGACUAUAAGACGCUGAACACAUUGCCUGAUGAGAUAAAGAGUGCAAAGAAACAGCUCAACUCCGCUAAAAUUGAAAUAGCUUAUAGAGAAGUAUUUCACUGUGACUACAGCGAUUCCUGGGAGAAAAAAUACUCAAAAGGCGAUAAGAAGGAUGAAUUGACCACCUUUGGAAUACAUGAAUCCUCAAAGCAGGAAACAGACCACAAAGAUGAGACUGAAGAUGUUUAUGGCAAUAAUUUGCAAAAAAAGCACAAAAGAGGCGAUAAGAUGUCUUUUUUGCCAUCAUCAACACUUAGAAAAAAAAGUUUACAUACAUUUAAUUACCGGGCAGGUAUUGAUAACACCGGGAUCAAAAGUGAUAAAAAUAUUAGUGUAGAUCCUAGGUUACAAAACAACGAAAAACAUGUCUCUGAAGUGGCCGGAUCUGGACCUGAUAAAUGGAACGAUGUUACUCCAGAGUAUAAAGAAUCCGUGAGCGAACAAAUCCAAAUUUGGGCUAAAAACGUUUUCUCGUUCAAAAAGGAUGACAACGACGAAGAGCACUCUAAGACCACUUUUUUACCUUUCAAAGAGGACUUAGAGGCAUACAUCUUUAAUGAUAAAGUUUCUGACUAUAAAAAAUGGGAUAUGUUAAAACGGGUUCAUUAUUUGCAGCAUUUAGAUUAUAAAGUGAAGAAAUCAAGAACAACUAACGAGGCAAGCACCCAUAAAUCGAUACACGAAGGACGAACACGGGAUAAGAGGACAUCUGGAUCGAAACAAACCCCUUCCAACUUAUCCCACGGACCCAGGAUGAAUGACAAUGAAAUCAAUAAUUUAAUCAACCGAUUAGCACCCAAGUUUGUCUACGAAGAAAAACGGGAAGAUGUCGUCGCUGAAAAUGGGACCAAGAAACUAAAGACGUUAAACUUCAUUGAUCCAUAUUCCUUUGAAGACCCAAUAUCGACAGAUUUUUUCGAAGACGUGUGGUUUUAUACAGCGAUGAAGAAUACAACCCUUUACAAAACAGUUUUCCAUUGUCAGCCAGACAAUACAGUACAGACAUGGGACGACUACAAAGAAUUUAUUAAACUUUAUGACAAGUUCAACUUGAAACAGGGACAAGGACCGGUAGAGGAAAUGAAGCCCCAGAUUGGGGUGAAUGUCCAGCAAAAUAAAUCUGGUACUCAUACCGUCUCAAAUGACGGAACGUCGAAUGAAGACACGCUACUGUCCCCUAGAUCUGGCCCCCACGACAGCCAUAGUGCGCUCAAAGAUAUAACGUCAAAGGCAAGUUCCAGGGAAAAUGAGAAGCCUAGUGAUGCCGGAAAAGAAAAGCAGGAUUCAGUGACACAUUACAACCUUCCUUCGUACCAAAGAGGUAACAUUAUGUUUGGUGUUUCCGAUCACGUAUACGACAAACAAACGGCGCACAAACUCUUAGAAGGAAUUCACGGGCAUUUAGUGAUAUUUCCGACUGAAUGGCUAUCAAAAGAGAUCGAUUCGAAUAACUGGUUUUACAACUCAGAUAGGGUACUCCCAAUGUAUCUGUUCAACUAG
Molecule: messenger RNA, 5070 nt
Organism: Huiozyma naganishii CBS 8797
Lineage: Eukaryota; Fungi; Ascomycota; Saccharomycetes; Saccharomycetales; Saccharomycetaceae
Gene: SPO14
Product: phospholipase D
Exons: 1
Coding region: 1-5070 (1689 amino acids)
Biological process (GO): cell motility
Molecular function (GO): catalytic activity; phosphatidylinositol binding
Source: RefSeq, a predicted model, not a curated record